This is a messenger RNA of Leptopilina boulardi, 5225 nucleotides long. RefSeq names its product zinc finger protein 724-like. The record is from RefSeq and is a predicted model, not a curated record. Gene Ontology annotation, molecular function: DNA-binding transcription factor activity, RNA polymerase II-specific; RNA polymerase II transcription regulatory region sequence-specific DNA binding. Gene Ontology annotation, cellular component: nucleus. The transcript is spliced from 4 exons. Gene Ontology annotation, biological process: DNA integration; regulation of transcription by RNA polymerase II. The coding region runs from base 495 to 2846 and encodes 783 amino acids. Lineage: Eukaryota; Metazoa; Arthropoda; Insecta; Hymenoptera; Figitidae.
UACAUAAUUCAAAAUUAUUUAACAACCAAAAAAUAAUUUUUUACGUUAAAAAAUUUACAUCAAUAUUUAUGAAUAUAAAUUUCUAAAUUUUUUUAUUUCUUUUGACUAUUUACUAUAUUAUUUAUUUGACUAUUUACUUUGACUCCAUUGGUGCUGUAUUUCACACUUGUGUAUGUGUAUGUGUAGUACGUGAUUUGUUUCCUGCGUGUACAGUUGUGUUUGUUUUGUGUUAAAACAAAACAUUAAUGUUUUUGAUUAAAAAGAAUUUAAUUCACUAAAUAAUUUACAUUUAAUUAGUUCAGUAACGAGAAACUAAUAUAUGUUAUGUGUACAAUUAAGUAAUUCACCUUAAAAUGCUCUUUAUAAAUAUAGAUUUUUAAUUCUAUACUUUUAGAGUAUACUAUAUUAUUUAAUUAAAAAUUGAAUAUAUAAAUACAUAUUUUAAUUAAAGACUAACCUGAAGCAAAGAAUGAGGAAUUUUUGAUUUCGCAAAAAUGUCAUUUUCAUCUACACUCGUUGAAAAGCAUCAGUUCGAUUCGCAUUCCGAGGAUAAUCACAAAGAUUCUGUAAAUUUAAUAAAAAAGACACGUUCACAGUCAAAUGAACAAAUUAAAAAUGCAAAUAGAGGACAAAUUGAUGUUAUUAAAAUGUCCGAGGAUAUUUCUCACUAUAAAUAUCUAUUUGUUUAUGAAGAUAGAAUAUCAAGAUAUAUUGUUUUAAAAGCAUUACAAAGUAAUAAUCCAAAAGAGGUGGCAAUAAAACUUUUAGAUGUUAUGACAAUAAUUGGUGUUCCUGAAAUUUUACAAUCGGAAAAUGGUGAAAAUUAUGCUAAACAAAUUUUAAAUGAACUAUUUAAUUUGUGGAAUAAUUUGAAAAUAAUUUCCGAUGAUAUUGUAAAAUUUAAAAAUGAAAGAAAUUUUCCAACUAUCAUUAAAUCUUGGUUGACAAAAAAUCCCCAUAAAACAUGGAUUGAAAGUAUCAAAUUUAUUCAAGUAAUGGAAAAUGCAACAUUUUCUACUGAAAAUAAUAAAUAUCCAUAUGAAUCAUAUUUUAAAAGAAAUAUUUUUGAUGAUUUUUAUUCAAAUGAUAGAGAAAUAAAAAGCAGUGAGUCUCUAACAAGAAAAUUUAAAUCGGAAAUAGAUAUUCAAGAUGAUAAUUCAUCUAUUUCAGAUGAUCACGAUUUUGACGAUCAAAUUAACAAUGAGAAUACCGAAACAAUUGAAAAUUCAUCGAUAAAACAUUCGAAAAGAAAUUUGACAACAGUAAAAAUCGAAUCAUUGGGAAAUGAUUCAGAUGAAGUCGAUAAAUUAAUUUCUUUAAGAAAAACAAGAAACAAUCAUACAUUUAAAUGUAAAUUUUGUCCAAAACAAUUUACAAUGGCGGGACAUUUAGCAAAUCAUUUGAAAUCGCACAAAAAAUCAAUUGAUUGUUUAAAGUGUUCAAAAAAAUUUCGCACUCAAGCCAUUUAUAAAAAUCAUGUACAAGAAUUUCACAAUGAAAUUUCCACUGACAUUGAUAUUGAAAAUUCACUCGACGAACAAAAAGUGAAAAUUGUUUCAAAAAAAAUUGCUAUUUCAGAAAAAUUAUUCGAAUCUCAUGGGAAAAAAUUGAAAAAAUUGAAAUUAAACGAAACACUUGAAUGUAAUUAUUGUGGUCAAAAAUUUGAAUUUCCAAGUGUAUUAAAAAGACACAUUCGUUCACAUACAAAUGAAAGGCCAUAUAAUUGUGAAAUUUGUAAUAAAAGUUUUAAACAACACGGUCAUCUUAAUCAACAUUCAAUAACGCACACUGAUUACAGAUCAUUACAAUGUAAUCAAUGUGGUGUUAAAUUUGAAUCUCUAGAUGCAUUAAAAAUACAUUCGGAAAUUCAUCCUUAUGAUUCGUCAAUGUCGUCGUUUCUUAAAAAAAACAUUAAUCUAACAAAACCUCGUCUUUUCGACUGUGAUAUUUGCAAAAAAGUAUUCACCACCAAAAGUGUUUUAAAAAGACAUAUUUUAACACACACACAAGAACGACAUUAUGAAUGUGAUAUUUGUGGUAAACGAUUUAAACAAUCAGGACAUGUGAAAUCUCACAUGUUGGUUCACACUGGUGAACGACGAUUUCAAUGUGCAAUUUGUUCAAAACGCUUUAGUUUAGCGAAUUCAUUAAAAAAACAUAUGUACAUACACAAUGGCGAUAAACCAUAUCAAUGUGAUAUUUGUGGUGCAAGAUUUUUAGAAAAAAGAAAUUUCAAUGGCCAUCUAUUGACACACACUAAUGAAAAGCCAUUUGUUUGUAAAAUUUGUGGUAAAAAAUAUACACUCGCCGAUACAUUAAGACGACACGUGAGUGCAGCACACGAAAAUGGUAGAACAUAUCAGUGUGAAAUUUGUGCAAAAAUGUUUAAACAAUUGGCGCAUUUGUCAGUUCAUAAAAAAGUUCACACCGAUGAACGUCCAUUUCAAUGUCAUUUGUGUGAGAAAAAUUUUAAACAUAAAAAUGUUUUAAAAUCACAUUUGGCAAUUCAUGCCAAUGUACGUCCAUUUGAAUGUGAUGAAUGUAAAGCGACAUUUGUUAGAAAAACAAAUCUUCAAACGCAUAUUGCAUCGGCGCAUAUGAAUGAAAGACCAUAUACGUGUAAUAUUUGUGGGAAAAAAUUUAAACAAGUUAGUCAUUUAAAUGGACAUAUUAUUGUGCAUAGUAAUUCUAUGCCAUAUCAAUGUGAUUUUUGUGAUCGACGAUGUAAUCGAUUGGAUAAUUUAAAGAAACAUAUGAGAAUUCAUACGAAAACAACAAAAGAGAUUGAUAAUGUAUUAAUUAUUGGUGGAGGGACAAAUUUCAAUUCUCAAAUUGGUCAUGUGUAAAAAAUUUUCAUCUAAGUAUCAGUGAAAACAAAAUAUAGUUAUUGGUAUAUUUAUAAAUGAGAGAAAUUUUGUUUAAAUUAUAGAAAAUUUUUCAUCUUUUACAUUAUAAUUUUACAUAAUGAAGUAAAUUCUUCUUUAUUAAAGCCAGUAAUAAUAGAUGAGAAGGAUGAAAACGUAUUUUAGCCUGAUGCCAUUUUUUAUUUAAAAAUUGGGGCAUAUGAUUUUUUCAUAAAAAUCAUUCAUUAGAAUCUUCAUUUUAAAGUAUUUUAUUUGAAAUAAUUAUCUUUUAGACGAAUUUUCAAAUUAAAAUUUGACAUAUUUUCUUUUUAUAUGAAUUUUUAUUUGAUAAAAUUUUUAGCUACCGAAUUUUUCGUUUGGCAGAAUUUUUAUUUUACUGUCAUUUUAUUUACAUAAGUUUUUAUUUAAAAGAAUUUGUAUUCAGUCGAAUUUUUAAGAUGCCGAAUUUUUAUUUGUCCAAAAUUACAAAUUUUCGAAGAAAAAAUCGACAGAAAGAGAUUUUGGCGCAAUUUUUAAAAUUGACAAAUUAGAAAUUAUUAAGAAAAUCGUGUAUGGUUAAUUUUAAAAAUUGCGCCGAAUUCUCCUUUUUGUAAAUUUUUUGUUCGGACAUUUGUCAUUUCGGACAAAUGAAAAUUCUGUUAAAUUAAAAUUCUUUUAAAUAAAAAGUCAUGUAAAGAAAAUGACUGUAAAAUAAAAAUUUGAUAGCUAAAAAUUUUGUUAAGUAAGAAUAAUGAGAAAAUCUGUCAAAUUUUAAUUCAAAAAUUGAAAAUUUGUAAAAAAAAAAAAAAAUUAUUUCUAAUAAAAUUCUUUAAAAUGAAGAUUCUAACGAAUGAUUUAUAUGGGAAAUUCAUGCGCCCCUAAAUAUGGGGAUUUCUUAAUCGCUCGAGUCAGAAAUUAAAAUUUUUUGUUAUUAAUUUCAUAAUUUUGGUAAAUUGUUGUUCUAUAUGAAAGUAAAAAAUCCCUAAAACAUUAAAUAAUUUCUAUUUAGCUGAUAUGAAAAAAAAAACCCUCAACUUUCGACUGAAAAUAAAAAAUUUAUUUUCACAAUUCCUAAAUGUAUAAAAGUUGAAAAAUAAGAGUAAAUUUUGAGAAAAGUAAAGAUAAAAAAUUAUUUCUGAAAAAAAAGUUCAAAAUUCCUAUUUUAAAUUUAAAUCUAUAGUUUUGUCGUAGUUAUAUUAAUUUCAAUAUGACAGUGUCACUUAAAACGUAAAUAAUUCUACCACCACUACUUUCUACAAAUUUUUUUUAAAUCAGCUAAUAUUUCAGGCAUUUUUUACUUUCAUAAUUAUUAACAAUUUACCGAAUUCGGUCCAAUAACUUUCAUUAUUGUUAACAAAAAAAAUUACCAGUAAAAGUAUGAGUAAUUUUAUUAUUAACAUUUUGAAUUAUUAAAAAUUACAUUUGAAUAAAGAUUAAAAAUUUCUUACUAUACAAAGAAAUAAUAAUUUUUAAAUUUUAUGUUGAACAUAAAUUGAGACAAGAAAUUGUAUAAUUUUUAUUAAAAUGCAAAUUUUAAUGGUUCAAAAUUUUAAAAAAUUCGAAAAGUUGGACUAACUUUUUGUUAAAAUUAUUUGUCUGAUAUUUCAAUGAUUUUUUUUUCUAAAAACAGGCCACAAUUACGGGGCGCAUAAUUAUCCCAUAAAAAUCAUUAGUUAAAAUUUUCAUUUUAAAAAAUUUUAUUAGAUAUAUAAUUAUUUUUUAGACGAAUUUUUAUUUUUCCAAUUAACAUUUGACAGAAUUACUUUUUAAACAAAUUUUUACUUAAUAUAAUUCUUAUAAUAUCGAAAUUUUCAUUUGGCAGAAUUCUUAAAACGCCGAAUUUUUAUUUGUCCGAAAUUGCAAAUGGCCGAACAAACAAUCGACAGAAAGAUUUUGGCGCGAUUUUUAAAAUCAACCAAUCACAAUUUUAUGGAUAAUUUUUGAUUGGUUGAUUUUAAAAAUUGCGCCAAAAUCUUUCUGUCGAUUGUUUGUUCGGUCAUUUGCAAUUUCGGACAAAUGAAAAUUCGGCGUUUUAAGAAUUCUGCCAAAUAAAAUUUCGGUGCCAAAGAAUUCUGUUAACCCUUUAAGGACCAAAUGUACAAAAAUUUUGCCUAAAGUUUGGCAAUUUUUUAAACCAACUAAACGCAUUAAGAAAAAAUUCGCAAUAUACGUUUGUUAUGGUCCAGGAACCACUCUUUCAAGUGGUGCAACUAAAAAAAAACCGUAAAUUUAAAAUUAAACAAAUUACAGAUAAUUAUUUAUAAAAAAACAUGAAUUUUCAAAGUUUUUUUCUUUACUUAAGAAUUUUUUUGGGCAAUGUACCAUUUUAAAAUAUCUUCCCGAGGUACAAAUAUCGCGUCAAAAAAGUUCAAUAUUUGACAU